Dibothriocephalus latus is the source of this 363-nucleotide messenger RNA. The record is from the annotation of a GenBank genome assembly. NCBI's taxonomy places the organism in Eukaryota, Metazoa, Platyhelminthes, Cestoda, Diphyllobothriidea, Diphyllobothriidae.
CAUCUCAUGAUGGAAGAAUUCCACUUCGCCGGUCGGGCUGUGGAUAUGAUCCUCGUAGAUGCACGCGAGGGCAGUCCGGUUCGUCAGAGUCGAAGUCUCUUUCCUGGGAAGCUGGCACAACUGGCAUACUUCAAGGCUCUUUUUGAUUGGUGCUUCUUCUCCAGAGACGGAUAUGUCCACUGUUCAGUGAAACCAGUCCCCCAAAUUACUCGGUACGACAGUCAUCCAACCUUUUCUCUAUUGGAUAAGUACACGGUUCUGGCCCCUCUUAUUGGCCAAUUUGACUGCUAUUUGUUUCUUAGCAUUUUACGCACAUUCGGUCUGUUCCUCUACCCCUGUCAGCCUGAAAAAUACCAUACCUAG